Molecule: messenger RNA, 2129 nt
Organism: Plectropomus leopardus (leopard coralgrouper)
Lineage: Eukaryota; Metazoa; Chordata; Actinopteri; Perciformes; Serranidae
Biological process (GO): positive regulation of B cell proliferation; B cell costimulation; T cell costimulation
Cellular component (GO): external side of plasma membrane
Molecular function (GO): signaling receptor activity
Source: RefSeq, a predicted model, not a curated record
UGAGUGUGUGUGUGUGUGUGUGUGUGUGUGUGUGCAUUUGACGCUUUCAGAGUAACAAAGGUGCGAUCUGCUGUUUCUUUUUGUGGUUCAGACAUCUGUUUGCACGCUGAUGAUUUUUAUUUUAAUUAUUACUUCAGAAUUGCGUCCCACCAACAACUGCUUUCUUUUUAAGGUUUUAAAUUUUGUUAGCAACAGUAUUUCCUUCCUUCUGAUUCAAUGCACAAUGUCAAGCUGCCAAUCAGAUUUUAAUUCAGUUUUUUAACGUGUACAUGUCUCAUGUAUGAUUUAAUUUGACGUACAGCAGAAAUCAUUACAGUUUUUUAUACCUACAGCCAUUUGUGCCUUGAACACUGAGAUUAGCUUUAAAAAAUGCAGAAUCGAUGCACUAUAUCAGUGUCCAUGCCGUCUUUAAUCCUUUUUUAAAUGCUUGAAUGUCCUCAUACAUGCAAAACGCUAUAAUUUCAGUGGUGAAUGAAAUCAGUGCAAUGUUAAACUCAGGGCUGUUGAUCUUUCCUAGUGCUGUGAUUUAUGUGCAUCUAUUUCUUAUACUGUGCAAAAUGAAAAUAUCUCAGGUUUGUAUUUUUAUAUAAGCCUAUGUUUCUUAUGUAAAAUGAUGUGAAAUGCUGCACAUCUGUAUCGCUGCAACAUGUUAUGUGUUGAUUGUUUAUUAAAGUUUUACAGUUGUGCAGGCACAGUCAUGUUUUGUUUUUGUUCUUGUCUUUUGCAACGAUGACUUGUGGUUUUCUGUUUUGGUAGAGAUUUACCAAAACAGAAGUUUUUCCAGCUGUUAAGCGUACCCGUUUUGUUAUAACCUGCCCCUUACCUUUAUCUUCUGCUUGUCAGACUUGUCUGACUUCCUGACUGAACUUGCAAGUGAAGUACUUUUCUGAGCAAGAUCCUGUGUUGUGCAACGGUAAUGAAUCUGUAGUAAUGAAUCCGUAUUGUCACUAAAUAACAAUGUGUACAAACAGCAAAAUAGAUUAACAGCCAUGUAAUAUUUAUCCAAACUAAGGCUGGGACCUCUUUGUUUCUCUGUCUCUCUCUCUCUGCCCCUGGGGACACAUGUAGUGAUUCACCCUUUCCUAUGAAAUGGAGGAACUGAAACGUCUGUUAGGCACUCUGCAUUCGUUUCAUAAAUCCUCCCAUCACAUCCCUCCUCUGUGUCUCACUAAUCAACUUUUUUCAGUUUGUGUCACAAACAAGUUUAGCAGAGGGUAGCAGAGCAGCACAUCUCCAUAUUACUUCAGCCAUGGGCAAAGAGUGUCCCCCCGGCGAGAAGUUGGAAAACCUUCUGAAUUUAUGUUUCCCCAGCAAGACGGAAACAAGACCUGAACCUGAGCCAACAGCAGAGCCGUCCCUGGCUGAUGUGGUCCAGCUGAAUGCGAAGACCCCCCCAUCGGUGUCACUGAGUCAGUCAUCCAAGGUCGACUCAGUGAUGCUGCUGGGUCUGGCUCUGUGGAUCUUCGUGGUGCUGGCCACAGUGGGCUCCAUCUUGGCUCUGGCUCUUUGGUGUAUCAUAUACAAGCGACAGAACAGAAACAGCAACACUGCAGAGGAUGCAGAACUGCGUCAGGAGCCACGUCAUAAAGCAGAGCCAUCUGCCAAAAUCCAUCCACCACCCUCAGAGAGAAACAGCCAGGCAGACAUGUUGCUAAGGGCAGCAUGGGCCCCUUCACCCUGUCCUCACCUGCACCUCGGGAGCCAAACAGGCUCAAAUUGGGAGGAGGGCUCCACCGCUUGCAGGGACACCGCAAAGCAUGCUGGGACAGAAUGGACCCAAGGUCUGCCUGUCUGCAGCACAAUAAGGGAACACAGGAUCCCACUUCCUGCCACGGAGCUGGGUGGCACUGCAUUAGUCACAACUAAAACAGUGUAGGGUUGUGUUUGUGUGCGCAUGUGUGUUUUCAGUGUGGUGAAUUUCCUCCAUUUUUAAAUCCAAUUUUAGAUUUUUUUUUUUAAACCAGUUUUUAAAUUUUCUAUCCUGUUGUUAUACAAGUCUUAAUGGUGUAGAUUGGUGUCCAAUAAUAUUAUGUUAAACUGUUUGUAGUUUUGUGUACUUUCUGUACAAAAGUGCUGUUAAAAGACAAAAAAAACUGUGCUGAAUCUUGUGCCAAAUUUUUAAUAAAACA